CGGUUUCCCGCACGUAUGCGUUCUUCUCCUCGUUUCAUGUGCUCGAGCGGCUUGCUUGUCGAUAGCCAGAUCUUAAAGAAUUGAGAUAUAAGUAUAAGGAAGAGAAGAUUGAAGGUGUUUUUAUAAGGAAAUAAUGGCGGCGACAAUAAGGUGUCUUAUGAAGUUUAACGUGGGAUUGGCAAGCAAUACUUUUUUGAGAAAUAGCUUUCUCAAUUCUUGUAGAUCUCUAUAUUCCGACAAGAGUCUGGGUCUAAAUGGUUACGAAAAUGCACGACUUAACUUUCGUAAUCAGUUUUUAAAUGUAGAGAAUACAUUCCGCACCAAAAUGGAGGAGGUAUGCAAUUCAGACUCAAGUAUGAUCUUUACAGAAGAUCUAAAGGCCAUGUUGCACUUAGCUCAAAAGAAACCUGAAGAUAUUGAACUGCUGAUUAAAAUGUUGACAAAGUUCAAUAGUCAGACCAAGGAGAUGAGAUUUGGUACUUUUAUCUUUGGUCCUGUAGUGAUGCGUACUUUGUAUUAUCUGGAUGAACCAGAUCUCGCAUUUACUGCUUUUAAGGAUCCCAAGUUUGAAAAUUUCUUUGAUCAGUUGAUCAGUUAUCAGAUUCUCUUGUCUCUGUUAUAUAAGCAUGGAAAGUAUGCAGAAAUGCGAGAUGUCUAUGACAUAAUUAAAACCAAACCUAUGGAAAAUGGAUAUCCUAGGAAUUCUUUCAUAUUAGUUAUGGCUGCUUGUUAUAAGGAGAAUACACCAGAAACACUGGAAUAUGGCUUGAAAAUCUGGAAAGAAAUACAUGAAAAGGGACAUUUAGUUAUGCGUAGAGCUACUGCAUUUUUAGCAGCUCUAGCCAUUAAGCAGAAUGCAGCUCAUAUAGCCGUAGAGAUCUUAACUUCAAUAAACGAGGGUCGAUACAUUCAAGUGAGAUGUUUAAAAGUUCUGGCCUAUACGAAGUUGAAGAGGUUUACUGAGAUAGUUCCCAUUCUCAGAUCAUCAUUGGAAUAUGAUAGACCAAAUAUUCAAACAGAAGAUUAUUUCAUUGAUGUGAUUGAGGAGCUAGAAGAAACUAUGGCAAAAGAAAAUGUUCCCGAGGACUUUGAACUUUACAAAUUGAUUGCUUUGCUAAAGAAAAAUAAUCACAUAUUAUCUAAAACUUUAGAGGAACAUCUCUGCGCAGAAAUAAUAGUUGAUAGAUCGAAACAAAGAAGAGCUGGCACAUCUGGAUUUCAAUCAAAUUCUUUUCAAUCAAAUUUUCCACAGCGAGAACGAAACUUCGCUAGCAAUAGGCCAGUAUUACGAGACAUUUUGUAAGUGUGUUUAUGAAAAUAUAUCCAUAUGAAAAAUGUAGAACAAUAAAAAAUCGCUGAUCCAAUGCUUCAUCUUGAACUUAAAGUUAAGUCAAUAAAUAAAUGUUUAUGUUGACUACUAAUGGA
Molecule: messenger RNA, 1425 nt
Organism: Pogonomyrmex barbatus (red harvester ant)
Lineage: Eukaryota; Metazoa; Arthropoda; Insecta; Hymenoptera; Formicidae
Product: pentatricopeptide repeat-containing protein 2, mitochondrial
Biological process (GO): multicellular organism development; mitochondrion organization; regulation of mRNA processing
Cellular component (GO): mitochondrion
Molecular function (GO): RNA binding
Source: RefSeq, a predicted model, not a curated record